Messenger RNA from Ipomoea nil (Japanese morning glory), 1495 nucleotides. RefSeq names its product glycine-rich cell wall structural protein-like. The transcript is spliced from 3 exons. The record is from RefSeq and is a predicted model, not a curated record. Lineage: Eukaryota; Viridiplantae; Streptophyta; Magnoliopsida; Solanales; Convolvulaceae. The coding region runs from base 1 to 1317 and encodes 438 amino acids.
AUGCUCACCCCUAUUAGUGGUGGAUUUGGCAAGGGUGGAGGAAUUCGAGGAGGAAUCGGUAAAGGUGGAGGCUUUGGUGGUGGAUUUGGCAAGGGUGGAGGAAUUGAAGGAGGAAUCGGUAAAGGUGGAGGUGUUGGUGGUGGAUUUGGCAAGGGUGGGGGUAUUGGUAAAGGUGGUGGAUUUGGGGGCGGUGUAGGUGGUGGUUUUGGCAAGGGUGGAGGCAUUGGUAAAGGUGGAGGAAUUGGAGGAGGCAUCCGUAAAGGUGGAGGUGUUGGUGGUGGAUUUGGUAAGGGUGGAGGAAUUGGGGGAGGCAUCGGUAAAGGUGGAGGUGUUGGUGGUGGAUUUGGCAAGGGUGGGGGAAUUGGAGGAGGAAUCGGUAAUGGUGGAGGUGUUGGUGGUGGAUUUGGCAAGGGUGGAGGAAUUGGAGGAGGAAUCGGUAAAGGUGGAGGUGUUGGUGGUGGAUUUGGCAAGGGUGGAGGAAUUGGAGGAGGCAUUGGUAAAGGUGGAGGUGUAGGUGGUGGAUUUGGAAAAGGUGGAGGAAUCGGCGGAGGUAUUGGUAAAGGAGGAGGAGUUGGAGGUGGAAUUGGAAAAGGUGGUGGUAUUGGGGGAGGAGUUGGUGGUGGAUUUGGAAAAGGUGGAGGAAUCGGUGGAGGUAUUGGUAAAGGAGGAGGCAUUGGAGGAGGAGUUGGAGGUGGAAUUGGGAAAGGUGGUGGGGUUGGGGGAGGAGUUGGUGGUGGAAUUGGAAAAGGUGGAGGAAUCGGCGGAGGUAUUGGUAAUGGUGGAGGCAUUGGAGGUGGAGUUGGGAACGGUGGUGGUGUAGGGGGAGGAGUUGGUAGUGGUGCAGGUGGAGGAAUUGGAAAAGGUGGUGGUAUUGGUGGAGGAGUAGGAGGAGGAAAUGGUGGUGGAGUUGGAGGUGGUGUAGGUGGAGGAUUUGGAAAAGGUGGUGGCAUUGGUGGAGGUGCGGGGGGAGGAUUUGGAAAAGGUGGUGGAAUUGGUGGAGGAGGUGGUGCAGGUGGCGGUGCAGGUGGUGGCAUUGGUGGAGGAUUUGGAAAAGGUGGUGGAAUUGGUGGAGGAGGUGGUGCAGGUGGCGGUGCAGGUGGAGGUAUAGGUGGAGGAUUUGGUGGAGGUGCAGGUGGAGGAUUCGGAAAAGGUGGCGGUGUAGGUGGAGGAUUUGGGAAAGGCGGUGGGAUCGGAGGUGGGAUAGGAGGAGGUAGUGGCGGCGGUUUUGGAGGUGGAUUUGGUGGAGGAGCAGGAGGUGGAGGUGGAUUCGGUGGUGGAGGUGGUGGUGGAGGCGGUGGUGGAAUCGGUCAUCACUAGGUUUUCCAAUUCUUUUCUUAUGUUAUUUCCACCAUGCCCAAUGACUUAUUGGCAUAGUGUCCAUAGGCUACAUGAAACUACAUUUUCCAUUUUCUUAUAUUUAAAUACUAGAGCACAAGCAUUUGUAAUAUCACUAUUAUUGUCAACUAAAUAAAAGUAACAUGCAAUAUAUUAUUAU